Molecule: messenger RNA, 755 nt
Organism: Raphanus sativus (radish)
Lineage: Eukaryota; Viridiplantae; Streptophyta; Magnoliopsida; Brassicales; Brassicaceae
Exons: 5
Coding region: 206-721 (171 amino acids)
Source: RefSeq, a predicted model, not a curated record
ACCUACACUAUUAUUAAAAAAUUAAAAAAAAAACCCGAAAUAGAAAAGCAGGGGCAGAUCCGUUGGUCGAGUUAAUACUCCACCCAACGACAUUAAUUCGUAGUUUAGGGACAAGAAGAAGGGGGCUUCAGUUAUAAUCCUGUUCUUUGUCUUAAAAAAAUCAUCGAGGAUCUCCUCUCUUCCUAAAAUCGGAUCUCCAAAAGAGAUGGCGGCGGAACGGAAAAAGGAAACGAUUCGUCUGGAGCCCGAAUCCGUCAUCCCUAUCCUCAAACCUAAGCUCAUCAUGACCUUGGCUAAUCUCAUUGAACAUAGCAAUGAUAGACAAGAGUUUCUCAAGCUCUGCAAGAGAAUUGAAUACACUGUCCGAGCUUGGUAUAAUCUUCAGUUUGAAGAUUUGAUGCAACUCUACUCUCUUUUUGAUCCUGUUCACGGUGCUCAGAAACUUCAGCAGCAGAACCUAACUUCUCAGGAAAUUGAUGUCCUUGAACAGAAUUUCCUCGCUUACUUGUUUCAGGUUAUGGACAAGAGCAACUUUAAAAUAACAACAGAUGAUGAGAUCGAGGUUGCACGCUCUGGGCAGUAUCUUCUGAAUCUUCCCAUCAAAGUUGACGAGUCAAAGCUUGACAAGAAGAUACUCAAGAGAUAUUUUGAGGAGCAUCCACAUGAAAAUCUUCCAGACUUUUCUGAUAAUGUACAGCUUCAGUUUUGUAGAUUUUUAUAACACAGAUAAUUAUAGUGUUUCAUAAAUGCCUUUU